Messenger RNA from Oryza brachyantha (malo sina), 1337 nucleotides. Its product is annotated as probable pyridoxal 5'-phosphate synthase subunit PDX1.1. Bases 99 to 1055 code for a protein of 318 amino acids. Gene Ontology annotation, molecular function: amine-lyase activity. Gene Ontology annotation, biological process: pyridoxine biosynthetic process; amino acid metabolic process; pyridoxal 5'-phosphate biosynthetic process. The transcript has a single exon. NCBI's taxonomy places the organism in Eukaryota, Viridiplantae, Streptophyta, Magnoliopsida, Poales, Poaceae. The record is from RefSeq and is a predicted model, not a curated record.
AGCAGAGAAGGGGAGGGAGAGGCAUCCAUCCAGUCCUCUCCGCCGCCACCCCUGCCUCUGCCUCUCCUUCCCCAUCCCAAAUUCCCAUACCUAGAGACAUGGCCACCGACGGCAGCGGCGUCGUCACGGUCUAUGGCUCCGGCACCAACGGCGCCGCUCUUCUCGAGCCCUCCAACCACAAGUCCGCCACCUUCUCCGUCAAGGUCGGCCUCGCCCAGAUGCUUCGCGGGGGCGUCAUCAUGGACGUCGUCACCCCCGACCAGGCUCGCAUCGCCGAGGAGGCCGGCGCCUGCGCCGUCAUGGCCCUCGAGCGCGUCCCCGCCGACAUCCGCGCUCAGGGCGGCGUCGCCCGCAUGUCCGACCCUGGCCUCAUCCGCGACAUCAAGCGCGCCGUCACCAUCCCCGUCAUGGCCAAGGCCCGCAUCGGCCACUUCGUCGAGGCCCAGAUCCUGGAAGCCAUCGGCGUCGACUACGUCGACGAGAGCGAGGUGCUCACCCUCGCCGACGACUCCCACCACAUCAACAAGCACAACUUCCGCGUGCCCUUCGUCUGCGGCUGCCGCGACCUCGGCGAGGCUCUCCGCCGCAUCCGCGAGGGCGCCGCCAUGAUCCGCACCAAGGGCGAGGCCGGCACCGGCAACGUCGUCGAGGCCGUCCGCCACGUGCGCUCCGUCAUGGGCGACAUCCGGGCGCUCCGCAACAUGGACGACGACGAGGUCUUCUCCUACGCCAAGCGCAUCGCCGCGCCCUACGACCUCGUCAUGCAGACCAAGCAGCUGGGCCGCCUCCCCGUCGUGCAGUUCGCGGCGGGCGGGGUGGCCACCCCUGCCGACGCCGCCCUCAUGAUGCAGCUUGGCUGCGACGGCGUCUUCGUCGGCUCCGGCAUCUUCAAGAGCGGGGACCCCGCCAGGCGUGCCCGCGCCAUCGUGCAAGCCGUCACCCACUACAGCGACCCCAAGAUACUGGCGGAGGUCAGCAGCGGGCUCGGCGAGGCCAUGGUUGGCAUCAAUCUCUCUGACCCCAAGGUGGAGCGCUUCGCCGCCCGCUCCGAGUAGCGCAUAUCCUAUCCUAUACAAUGCCUGUCCAGCUUUCCUUGCGACUCCACUCUUUGAUGUUACUGUACUUGAGUAAUAAGGCUCAUCAUCUUGUCUCGUGAUAUAACAAGAAGAAAGAAAUUAAAAUAGACUCCUACCAACGUAGAAUCAAUUCCAUGCUCUCCCUUCUUCUGUUCUUGGUGAUGUAGUAACAAGGAAGCAGAUAACGAUCAGAAUUCAGAAGCCUGCAGCACUACAGUUAAGGCACUUCCGCAAUGGAAUGUUUCUGCGUUUGAAUUGCCA